Messenger RNA from Cylas formicarius (sweet potato weevil), 1628 nucleotides. RefSeq names its product putative inorganic phosphate cotransporter. Gene Ontology annotation, cellular component: plasma membrane. The coding region runs from base 169 to 1581 and encodes 470 amino acids. Gene Ontology annotation, molecular function: transmembrane transporter activity. The record is from RefSeq and is a predicted model, not a curated record. Gene Ontology annotation, biological process: monoatomic anion transport; transmembrane transport. NCBI's taxonomy places the organism in Eukaryota, Metazoa, Arthropoda, Insecta, Coleoptera, Brentidae. The transcript is spliced from 9 exons.
UUAAUAGCUUUAUGCAUGUUAUUUUGGCAUUUUUUUAUUGAUGCCGUCGACUUUGUCUCAUGUUUCUUGACCUGCAUGCGUUGACGCAACCGACGCGAUUUUCGAAAAUCUAACCAUCAAACGUUACGCGUCGAAUUCCACCAAAUCGUCUCCGUUUACGACUUCGACAUGGAGAAAAGUGCGAAAGGGAAACCGUUGAGCGCCCAAUUCGGAAAACGGCACAUACAGGCGAUCUUGAUGUUUUUCUGCAUAACGAUAGAGUUCGCUUCGAGAAAUAUCCUUAACGUUGCUAUAGUAUCCAUGACCGAUCCUGAUGCUUCGUCCAAUCCAGACGUACCCACUUACGAUUGGGACGACACCAAUAUUAUAUUAUCCUCGUUUUCAUGGGGAUACAUAAUCCUCCAAGUGUUGGCCGGCCAAAUGGGCAUAAGCCACGGCUACAAGUGGGUGGUUUGCGCUGCAAUGGGGGUCAAUUCCGUUGCGUCUUGCUUAAUACCAUUCUUAGCGUCCCAAUGGGGUUCCGCUGGAGUCAUGGGUACGCGCGUGGUCCAAGGAAUGGCUCAGGGUUUCUUCUUUCCCAUCGCUCAUCUUAUGAUAGGUAAAUGGGCACCGGAAAAUGAAAGAAGUCGUAUGACCACGUUCGUUUACAUCGGAGUCGGAGUUGGUGGGGUGAUAUCGGGACCCAUUACGGGAUACCUGAGCGGCUCGUCGUGGGGAUGGCCUUCGGUAUUUUACGUUUUCGGCGCUAUGGGGCUACUGUGGUGCCUCGCAUGGAGUUGGGCGGGUUACGACAGCCCAGCAACCCACCCAACGAUUAGUCCUUCGGAAAGAAAGUACAUCGAGGAGUCGUUGGGCCAACACGAAGACAAAGGGUCGAUCCCCACACCGUGGAAAGCGAUUUUCACGUCGAUUCAUUACUGGGCGGUUGUAGUCGCUUUUCUGGGGUCAGCGUACGGUAACAUCUUCAUCACCACCGAGACGUCUCAAUAUUUAGUGAACGUGAUGAAUUUAAGCGUCGAAUGGAAUGGGUUGGUGAACGCGCUACCCCAUAUAGCGGCCAUUGUAACUCUACCUCUUUACGGAUACGCCUCGGAUAAGAUUAUCGAAAGGCAAUGGUUGACGCGCGUAAACGCAAGGCGCUUCUUUCAACUCUACGGCAGCUACGUACAAGCCAUAGUAUUAGCUUGGAUGGCAUUCCUGAACGAAUCGCAGGUUGCCUUGGCCAUAGUCUUGCCCAUAAUAGGAAAUGCAGCGAUCGGUGGCAUUCUAUACGGCAGCGAUGUUAAUCUCAUCGAUUUAUCUCCGAGGUUCGCGGGGGUAACUCACGGAUUUUCCAACACGUUGUCGUCCGCCAUCGCCAUGCUCGCACCCAUCGUAGUGCAAUAUACCGUAACCGACAUGUCUGAUCCAACCCAAUGGAGAAUACCUUUCUUAGUGGCUUCUCUGGGAUAUGCGGUGACGUCGACGUUCUUUGGGUUUUUCGCAUCCGGCGACAGACAAUGGUGGGAUGCCGGGCCCAAAGAUCAAUCGGAAACUACCGACAAGCCUGCGGAGAUUAUAGAUCUUGAGAAUGUGAUAUAAGUUAUUUUAAGUGUUAAAGUUGAAAGUUUUUAUUUGUUGUAAAAUAA